Messenger RNA from Rhagoletis pomonella (apple maggot), 1661 nucleotides. RefSeq lists its product as uncharacterized. The coding region runs from base 446 to 1657 and encodes 403 amino acids. NCBI's taxonomy places the organism in Eukaryota, Metazoa, Arthropoda, Insecta, Diptera, Tephritidae. The transcript is spliced from 2 exons. The record is from RefSeq and is a predicted model, not a curated record.
GGAUUGUGGCUUGGCUGCAAAAAAGGGCAUUUUGCAAUUUUCGCGCUACCAUCUAAGGCAAGAACGACAAGCUGGUUAGCGUCAGUGUUUUUCGGACGCAAUUAGAAAAUAAAUAACAAAAUGUAUUGUAAAUGUGUGGGUUCGGUUGGUGAAAAACCCUACGCGUAUGCGCAGCAAAAAAAUUUUUAAAUAAGUAAGACUGUUGCAGCGGGUGGGCGCUUAGUGCAAAUUGCAAACGAGAAACGAACAGCUCGUGUGCUAAAACGAAAUUUUCUAAAAAUAACGAAGUGUGUGUAAAACCAUAUCGAUUAAAAAAGGAUAACACAAAAGUGUAAAAAGGACUAAAAUUCUAUAAGCAAGUGAAAGAUUUAAAAUUAUACUCGAAAAGGACCUAUUAAAAAGUUUCAGUGUAGAGCAUCGAAUGGCGUGAGCGCCGAAAGUGAAAAUGUCUACGCUUGUCAACAAAUCGCUUGUGCGCUCACUAGUGCUACUAACAGUCUAUGGACUGUGCGCUUGCGCGCCGCAAAACUACUAUUCCUCCGCGUCCUAUUCAACGAGUCCGUUUCGCGCAAAUCCUUAUCGCCGCGCCAGUUACUCAUCUUAUAGCGAUAACAACCGCGAAUACUAUGAAGCGUUGCGACAAAGACGCCUGCGCGCACUCGCUGACAGCUAUAGAGACAUAUACAACAGAGGCAGCAGUAGUACCAGCAACAGUGGCGUUGGCAGCAGCACUGCGCAGCGUCUCUACUCUUCUUCGCGUUUGCCCAAAGCCGUCGCGGCCAUAAGCGCCAACAGCAAUGACGCCAGUGGCAGCAGUGCUAUUACCAUUAGCAGCAACAACAACGAUCAAAACACCAGCAACAAUUACAAUAGAUAUAAUGUCAAACAGCAGGAUGCCACAACAACCACAAAUAAGCCACGUGUCAGUGAAUCUGAUGAACAAAAUGCCAAAUUUGCUGGCACCAGAAACCAAGAAGCCGAUGAGGAGUCGUCGAAAACUCUCUUACUUCUGAAGAAGAAGAAAAAGCUACGCCGCUGUCUGCCAUUUGGGCGUGACGCACAGGGUGACGAAGUGACUCCACCGCCCGCGGAACAAGGUCGCAUCCUUUGGGACCUCAAUGUCUAUAACGUCUACGGUGGCUAUCCACCGCCCGCAUAUGGUGGCGGUUGUGGUGGAUUUGGUGGCGGCGGGCUUGCUAGCGCUUUUGGUGGUGCCGGCGGUCUUGGUGGUCUUGGCGGUCUUGGCGGCCUUGGUGGCGGUGGUCUGUUCUCUGAUCCCAUUGCGGACGCUUAUGCGCCACCCGACAGGUUGAGUACGUUUCUUCAAUUAUUCGCUCCGGGUAUAUUACAAAAUUCUUUAGCGGCAACGGCACGUCCACCGCCAUAUAGACCACAAGCUGAUACAGGCGCAGGUGAGGCAAACGAGUUGGCUAAUGAUCCGGAAGUAGAUCCUGCUUAUAGUCCAGUAGCAGCCAGACCGCCACCACCAGUUCGAAGACCCAAUCGGGUUUACUAUGAUUCACCGGGAGCGUCUCCCUUAACACCAGCCCAACUUGUAGGCGGUGUAGCAACGACGGUUAACGGUAUCAUACAGCAAUUGACUGGAAAUGUACAACCUGUUUAUCCUGGCUAUAGAUCUUUAAGCUAUGGAAAAUGAAAUU